This is a messenger RNA of Mycena citricolor, 1730 nucleotides long. The record is from the annotation of a GenBank genome assembly. Lineage: Eukaryota; Fungi; Basidiomycota; Agaricomycetes; Agaricales; Mycenaceae.
UUGAGAGAUCGCCAGCACUAGAGACACGCGAGGAGAGCUGAGAGAGUGAUUGAGAACCAUAAUUCCCAAACAUACGUAAACUUGUCGCGAGAUUCGAACAGGAACGCUAGUGUGGGUAAGAUGAACUUUAAGCUCUUCAAAUUGUGUGGAAAGCCGUUCUGUGAUUCGAGACUUGACCAAAAGGCGGCCCAUCCCAAACAGGUGUACACACAUCAAAGUGAAGUUGUCUCCUCCUCCCAGUAACUUCGAAGCCAUCCUGCUGCGGCCGACCUUCGGGUGCCAUGGCUCAUCUUCUGGAAUUCGAGACAGCGCUGAAAGAAGUGGUGAACGCAAAACGACUUUCAGCCUCAAAGAUGAACAAUUUGACGGAGAUCGCUCUCAAGUCUAUGGCGGACGACACUCAGCUCGUCUCUAUCCUUUUUCGCACACACAAGUCGUUGCAAUCUGCUGCCAAGAUAUCGAGUCUCUACGUCUUUGACGCCCUGGCUCGAGCUGCACAUAACGGAGUAAAAGUGCCGACCGAUCCGCGUCUCCACGCUGCCGCACCUCCUCCGACUGUCAUACCAUCAUAUGCCGUGCCACCAGCUGCUCCCAGUGCCGAUCCCCAGGCUACACUUCUUGCCCUGCUCACACAGGCUGCGGCCAAUAACGCUGCUGCCCAAGCACCUCCGAUUCCGAUUCCUCCUCUACAGCCCAACUAUCAACAGGCUGCUUUGCUGCAGCAGCUUUCUCUCGUUGCCAGUCUUGGAAAUGUCUCUCAGCCUCCUGUUCCUGCAGCGAUUCCUGCCUAUCCUUCUGUAUCACCACCGCCAUAUGCGCCCAAUGGGGGAGACCGAAGGGACCCGAGAGUCGAUGGCAACGACUAUCGAAGAAACGACGAACGAGCCAGCUUCCGUCGUGGCCCUCCUGGCCGCUACGAUAGCCGUGACCGCGACCAUCUCGCAGUCCGCCAAGCCGAUUUCCUGGGCGGCGCGAGCACCGCCACAGCCCGUCGGACGAGCCCCGCCAGGACCGCACCGGGGAAGGAUGAAUUCGGGAGAGAUAUCCGGCCCGCAUCGCCUUCCCCGGAACCACCUGACGAUCUUGUCGCACCACCACCGAAAUCUCCGCCCGCGCCCGUAGUCUCUCCGCGUGUAGAACGCGAGCCCGCUGAUGCGCCUGCUGCGAGUAAUCACGAUCAUCAGAUGUCAUUACCAUCCUCGGUAGAUGCUACAAGCCUUGUCUCGAAUAAAAUUCCGUCCAAGCAGGGCCUCGAGAGUUUUAAUCUGGCGACGUUUGAUUUCACUGCCGCAACUUCGUGGGAGACGCUUGGGAAUUUGUGGCAGGUCACACACGGUUACCCGCCGUCGACCGAGGAGCUCAUGGCUUUUGUCAUGUCCGGAGGCCAGAUGCAACCGUCCCAGCAGUUGUCCCACCAAAAGCAGCAGCAGCAGCAGGUGUCACAGCAGCAACAAUGGGGCCGUCAAGGCCAGCCAAGUAGUCGCGGUGGAUUUCGGGGCAGGGGCGGCAACUUCAGAGGAUCGGGCAGAGGGAACCACGGUGGCGGGAACCACUACGGCGGUGGCUAUCGGGAGGACGGUGGUAGUCAGUGGCAGAGCAGUGGGUCCGGAGACACAGACGCGGUCGUACUUGGAGGCGGCCAGGAUAUCUCUUCGAUUCCCGACGCAGGCGCCUCUGGAGGACGGAUGCAGAAAGUGGGAGAGAAAUGGCUUUUUGUACGGGAAGAAUAA